CGGCAAACCCCUAGCGUUCAGUGUUUCCGCUUCCUCCGUAGCAGGCGUUACGCGCGGGCACUAUUUCUCCUCCGUCCACGGUUUUUCCCGUGUGUAUUUUCAAAAAAGUGCAACACCGAUUCACCUGUACGUUCGACAUCGAAGUAUCUAACGAGUGACGUUCAAUUAAUUCCUGACGAAAAAUCGUCAAACAAUAUUGGUUCGGUUGAAUUCUGAAACCUUCUCGUUUCGCGAGUUCUCGUGCAUUUUCCUAGAAGCAGUGUCAACGACAAAGGAAGCAAUGAUCGAUCUUCAUUGAUAACAAUCGAAAUCCUCGUGAUGACGGGAUAGUUUCUAGUGAAUAAAAGGAGUGAUCGAAAGAACGAUCCAAUACAAAAACGUGACAGUGCUCGAAUACAAGUUCUCAUUUUUCUGGUCUCUUGUCCUGGUUUUGUUUUGCGCAAGAAGCUUUCCAGAAAAGAAGAACCGCCACUACGGAUUCCAACGCUUCGAAGAAACCAUUGGAAUGACUUUCUUCAAGUGUCAUCUGAACAACGAGAUGCAAGUACAAUGUGCCACACGGAGAUCCUGAAGGAUCAUCCUGCUGUAACGUGGUUAUGGCGUAAUGAAGGAAGAAGAAUGCUAGAUGAGCCCCACGGCAGAGGAUGCUAGAUGAGCCCCAGUCAUCAGAGAGGUGCAUGUCCAGACCAUCAGAGAGCUAUAUACGAGGAACAGAAACGCACGUCUCUGAGAGGACACCGAAGUGGAAACAAACACGUGUGUGGAAGAAUACGCGGUCCAUACCUGGUCCGCCAUCUUGGCGGCAUGGUCCUUUGGGCCACUAUACUAUUCCUGCAAGGAGCUGGUUUUGUCGGCUCAGUGACAGGUAUUCCAGGAGUUCCAGAAAAUAUCACGGUGAUGUUCCUGAAUCCAACGUCUGUCCGCGUAUCUUGGAGCACCAGCCAAGUGGAGCAAGUGGAGAAAUACGAUGUCACGUACAAGCCAACAGAUGCCAGGAAACACAAUGACAGUUACAGGGUGGUGGCGGUGGUCGCAGGAAACAGCGAAGCGGUUACACUCAGCGGCCUUAGAGCUGACACACAGUAUCAACUUGUCGUCACCGCCGUCAGAGCUGGCAAAAAGUUUCGAAGUCGACCGAUCGUCUUCCGUACGCUAGAACCGCCAAGAACAUCCCCUCAACAGGAUGCAACGGUGACUGAUGGCCCUCUUCCACCUCCGCCACCUUCUUCUCAACAACCGCAACCCUACAUACAAGUUCGUGGUGUAGAAGUGGGCAUCGUGGUGUUGGUGUUGAUCUUCUGGGCGGGCGCGAUAGCGUUAUUUUUCAACCGCUGGGGAAAAAUUCGCAUGUUGCUGCCAUACCAACCUGAUUACAAAGAACAGUUGAAGGUUCCAGGGACCGGGGUAUGCACAGCGACGAACUCUGCAUACACGCAACACCCGACUCAACACAACUGCUCUCAGCAUCUGCACUGGUCGAGCCAUCACGUGGACUCCUUGGACAGCGGAGGUGGUUUAGGGUGGCCGAGAACAUCCAGACCGAGGGUGAAUAGUGCCAUCGACGUGGCCGGCUUCCUGUCCCAGGAAUUCUUACGACGGCACGGUUCAACGUCGAAAUUGUGCCGGAAGGUUCGCAGUGCAGAUAAUUUGCCGUUGGCAUCGACGAAUCGACAAGAUCAACGAAUCUCAAAGGAAGAUGGCAUCGAUGGCGACAAAGAGUCCUUCUUAAAGCCGACACAAGAAGAAAAAUACGAGGAUUUGGAAUCGAAGAGGCAGGGCAGCUUAGAAAGCGGUCCGAAAGAUAAUCCUGAACUAUCCUUGCUUGAUCCUAAUCAUCAACAACAGUCUUCAAGAGAGGAUUGUUGUGGAUGUUUCAGGGAUUCUCCGAUAACGUCUUCAUCAUCGUUCGUCGGCCGACGUUUCGGGGGAUGGCGAGCCGGCGGCAGUCACGAAUAUGUUCGCUGUCCUGUACGACAACCUGCUUCCAUGGAUGAGCGGUGUUAUCGGCGAUCCUGCGAUUCCGACGCUCGUCUAACCCGUUGUCAUCAUCAUCACCGUCGCGGCGGGAUCGAGCGGCAUUCGAAGAGCUGCGACUACGCGCGACGCACCCCCGAAUCGAGCAUCGAGGUGCAACAUUUCGGUCUGCCGAUACUCAGCGUCAGCGAACCCAGCCCUCCGGACGAAAACGACAGGGUGGACGAAUAUUUGUAGGACUUGCUUGUCGAGGAGUUCCUUCAGGAAAUCCUCGUCUGAUGAUGAUUCGUCAUGCUUCAGAAGCUGUUGAGUUUGUGCUCAACCAAAGUGGUUGAAGGGGUAAGCUCGAAGCAAAUCUCGAGAUCGUCUUCGAAACGAAGUUUAGGUGAUUCUUUUGCGUUCGAACUUGACGAUUGACCCCAGGUGAGAAACGUGGAGUAUGUGGGUCCAAAGGUAUUUGUAAGCAGAACUAAAUGAUUCUAAACGACUAAACGAAGAAUUUGUUUUCCUGGUGGGAGAGUUGAACAUAUUUAUGGAUAAAAGGAGGUUUUUAUCUUUCUGAAACUAACAUUCAAAAUUGAAGUCUUUUUAGGUUGCUUUUAACCCCUUGCCUUAUGAUUUCUAAUGAUUUUUUAAUGAUUUUUAAUCAUUUUGAACAAGAAACGAUUUCUAAUGAUUGCUCAUAGUUUCUGAUGAUUUCUAAUGGUUUCUAAUGAUUUGUAUAUCUAAACAAAGUAAAUUAAAAUUCUUUUGAAAGUUUCAAACUCACAGGUUUAGCAGACCCCCAGCUGUGAUACGAAUGUGAUUCAAAAUUAUAAGGCAAGGAGUUAAACCAAUUAAGAUUCGAAGGAAUUAUCAUUAAUAAU
Messenger RNA from Osmia bicornis bicornis, 2840 nucleotides. RefSeq lists its product as uncharacterized. The transcript has 13 exons. Lineage: Eukaryota; Metazoa; Arthropoda; Insecta; Hymenoptera; Megachilidae. The record is from RefSeq and is a predicted model, not a curated record. Gene Ontology annotation, molecular function: protein binding. Bases 652 to 2211 code for a protein of 519 amino acids.